AUGGGCUCCUCCAACUACAACCACCUCGAAGAUGAGGUGACCUUCGGCGCUACUGUCGACACUCCCACAAAGACCCAAAACCACCUCGCUCCCAAUGUGUUCGACACUCCCAAGUCGCUCAGCCCGGUCGUCACUGUCGACGCACCGUCGGAUGAACCUUUGACUCCUUUCUACGCCACACCUUCUGCCGACAUCUCUCGCCAAACACUCCCUGCCGACCGUGUCAGCGAGACCGACCUCGAGUCUGCCCGCAAGGAGGGCUACUUCAUCACAUCCAACCCCGUCGGAUCAGACCUCAACCUCCCAUCAGAAAUGGCUCCCGUCUCCGCCGUUCCUACUGGAUCCAGAUUGAGCUUUGAUGGUCGCACCAAGGAAUGCACAAUGUGGCCUACAAAGCAGACUCUCCGCAACCAAGACAGAGCUGAGCGUGCUAAGCGCAGAGCAGCAAGAGCCUGCGGCUGCAGCAGUAUCCACGCUUGGUGGGUCGGCACAGACAAGAGACAAAGACUGUGGUUCAAGUUCAUCGUCGCUGCCUUCAUCGUCGCCAUCGCCUGCGGUCUUGGCAUCGGUAUCAGCAAAGCUGUCGGUGCCGGUGUCUUUGCUGGCAAGGGUCAGACCAAGCCCAUUGCCAACGCAUAA
This is a messenger RNA of Aureobasidium subglaciale EXF-2481, 639 nucleotides long. RefSeq lists its product as uncharacterized. The transcript has a single exon. The coding region runs from base 1 to 639 and encodes 212 amino acids. NCBI's taxonomy places the organism in Eukaryota, Fungi, Ascomycota, Dothideomycetes, Dothideales, Saccotheciaceae. The record is from RefSeq and is a predicted model, not a curated record.